GCUGGUGGUGUGUGUCAUACUUGUCAUACACGCACGCAAGCUCAUUCACGAUUGCAAGUUGCUGAGGCCUGCUGCUCUCCAGCUGUUCUUCUCUCUCAUUGUCACACUCGCGAAUAGGAAGCAGCACGAAAAACAUGAAAAAAAUAAAUAUUUGAGUUUUUGACUUGUACGUUUUUUAUCCAAUAAAUUUAGAGUUUGUGCGAAAUAACAUAUUGAUCGAUUCAAUUGAACGUUAAGAUAAAAAGUUGCAUUAUCUCGUUUGAAUUGAAUUAUCCGAGUGCAUGGAAUAAUACAACGUAUUUAGCGAAGCGACAAGUAGGCUAUAAAAAUGCAACCUCAAUUGGGGCCCGUGACACCAAGGAAAUUGCCAGUUUUUGUCUUUCCACAAAACAUAACGUUCUUUCUCGACGAUCAGUUGUCUCACAAACAAGUUCUUACGCUCUACAAUCCUUAUGACUUUCCAGUUAAAUUUAAGGUACUAUGUACAGCUCCGAAUAAAUAUAAAGUGAUGGACCCAGAAGGCACUAUUAAAUCACGCUGCUGCGUCUACAUACUAAUUAGACACACAGCCUUGAUGAUAGCCAAUUGCAACAUUAUAGACAAAUUCAGGGUACAAAUGCAGGAGCAUCCAAACAAGCAGGCUAUAGGUUGGAGAGACGUUGAGGCGAGGCUAUUAAAUGGAACAAAGGAUAGCACAGGACGAAGUACUCCAGAUCCAGGUCAAUUUCAACAACUUCCAGCACAAGAGACUAGACAGCAACGGUCAUAUGCUCUGUUGACACAAAAUCGAAGUUCACAUAAAACAGCCUUGGCGAUUUUAAAUAAAACCACUGAUCUGAAUAAGUCAUUGAGCGAAGAAAGGUUGGAUAAAAGUAUGCUUAGAAUGAGGCAUUACCAAGAUUCCCAAUGCGUGCUCGUGGACAAAGGAGGAACGAAUUUUGUGGCACUAAUAGCUGGAAUCGUGUGUAUAAUUGGUUUGCUCUUACCAACCGAAGGCGAUCACAGUCCGAAGAUACCGGAUUACCUUCAUCUUUCCAUAAACUUCAAACUUAUAUUUGCCUUUGUAUUAGGUAUGGUUACAAUCAUUGUUCUAAGGUUGUAGUUUUCGAUCUUCGAUACCAUAGAACAAUUGAUGAAUUGAAAUAUUCCAGGUACGGGUCACACGCACAAUUUUACGUGAAAGUUUUUUUCGACAAAAUAUAAUAUUCUUUGCGUUUUGCGUUGACUACACCGAUUGAAUAUAUAUCUACCUGAUGCUAGUCUGUAAAAUCAUAAGCUCGUUCAAUAACGCGCGAAAAAAGCACUGAUUUACUACUAUCACCUAAUUCUGUUUCUGUAUCUUUACGGAACUCAAAACUAUAUAUAUACAUCAUUAUAUAAACAUUUCUUUUUAUGUAAAUCAAUAUUAUACAGUAUUUUUUCUUUCCAAUGAUAAUGCCGUGCUUUUUUAUGUCCGCAUUAGAAAUUGUGCCGCGUACUUUUGUAUAUAAAAACAGGGAAUGUUUUUAAAACGGGAAUGUCUGUGGAAUGUAUUUUUGCUUCCUUUUUUUUUCUAAGAAAUGUAUAACGAAAUUUGUACUAUAAAAGGACGAUGGGUUGUGCAACAAAAGAAAGAAUAGUUGCUUUUCA
Messenger RNA from Venturia canescens, 1629 nucleotides. RefSeq names its product motile sperm domain-containing protein 1-like. Gene Ontology annotation, cellular component: cytoplasm. The coding region runs from base 329 to 1102 and encodes 257 amino acids. NCBI's taxonomy places the organism in Eukaryota, Metazoa, Arthropoda, Insecta, Hymenoptera, Ichneumonidae. The transcript has 7 exons. The record is from RefSeq and is a predicted model, not a curated record.